Molecule: messenger RNA, 5124 nt
Organism: Phasianus colchicus (ring-necked pheasant)
Lineage: Eukaryota; Metazoa; Chordata; Aves; Galliformes; Phasianidae
Source: RefSeq, a predicted model, not a curated record
CAGCGCGGAUUUGAGGUGGUUCGGGUCUGCAGCACCGGUUUGCCUUCUCGUGACCCCGCAGCCAUCCUAAUGAUGUUUUGGGGCUGUUUUGAUGUUCCUCAGCACCUGACGACGCUGCUGGCCUCCUCGGACAUGCAGGUGGUGCUGGCCGUGCUCAACCUGCUCUACGUUUUCAGCAAACGCUCCAACUACAUCACGCGCCUCGGCUCCGACAAGCGCACCCCGCUGCUGUCCCGUCUGCAGCACCUGGCUGAGAGCUGGGGCGGCAAGGAGAACGGCUUCGGGUUGGCCGAGUGCUGCCGAGAUCUGCACAUGAUGGUGAGUCCCAAAUGGCAGCCGGGGGUCCCCAAGUGCCACCCUGUGUCCCCAACCCCAUCCUGGGGUCCCCAAGUGCCACCCCGUGUCCCCGCACCCCAUCCUGGGAUCCCCAAGUGCCACCCCGUGUCCCCGCACCCCAUCCUGGGAUCCCCAAGUGCCACCCCGUGUCCCCACAUCCCGUGCUGGGAUCCCCAAGUGCCACCCCAUGUCUGCAUAUCCCAUCCUGGCUUCCACAGGUCCUACCCCCGUGUCCCCAGUGAGGUCCCCAGGUGUCACCCCAUGUCCCCACACCCCAUCCUGGGGUCCCCAGGUGCUACUCUCAUGUCCCUAGUGAGGUUCCCAAGUGCCACUCCAUGUCCCCAACCCCAUCCUGGGGUCCCCAAGUGCCUCCCCACAUCCCCAACCCAAUUCUGGGGUCCCCAAGUGCCACCCUAUGUCCCCACAUCCCAUCCUGGAGUCCCCAGGUGCCACCCCCAUGUCCCUAGUGAGGUUCCCAAGUGCCACUCCAUGUCCCCAACCCCAUGCCACCCAACACCCCCAGAGUCGGCCAACAGCAUCCUGUACAACGGGCUGAUCGAGGAGCUGGUGGACGUGCUGCAGAUCACCGACAAGCAGCUGAUGGACAUCAAAGCGGCCUCACUACGCACCCUCACCUCCAUCGUCCACCUGGAGAGGACCCCAAAGCUCAGCAGCAUCAUCGACUGCACCGGCACCGCGUCCUACCACGGCUUCCUGCCCGUCCUCGUCCGCAACUGCAUCCAGGCCAUGAUCGACCCUUCUAUGGAGCCCUACCCCCACCAGUUUGCCACGGCUCUCUUCUCCUUCCUCUACCACCUGGCCAGCUACGACGCGGGCGGCGAAGCCUUGGUGUCUUGUGGCAUGAUGGAGGCCUUGCUCAAGGUGAUCAAGUUCCUGGGUGAUGAACAGGACCAGAUCACCUUCGUGACGCGGGCGGUGCGCGUGGUGGACCUGAUCACCAACCUGGACAUGGCAGCCUUCCAGUCGCACAGCGGGCUCUCCAUCUUCAUCUACCGCCUCGAGCACGAGGUGGAUCUCUGUCGCCGCGAAUGUCCCUUUGUCAUCAAACCCAAAGUGCAGCGCCCAGCCGCCACCGCUGCCCUCCCAGAGGGCGAAGAGAUGGAGACCGACAUGGAGGUGACCGACGUGGCCAUGGAGAGCAGCCCAGGCCCUUCUGCCGAGCCCAGCACCAGCAGCACCGCCGUGUCGCCGCGCAGCGGAGUGCAGUGCAUCCCGCAGCGCGCCGCUCUGCUCAAAUCCAUGCUGAAUUUCCUCAAAAAAGCCAUCCAGGACCCGGCGUUCUCCGACGGGAUCCGGCACGUGAUGGACGGCUCGCUGCCCACCUCCCUCAAACACAUCAUCAGCAACGCCGAGUACUACGGGCCCUCGCUCUUCCUUCUGGCGACGGAGGUGGUGACGGUGUUCGUGUUCCAGGAGCCCUCGCUGCUCUCCUCCCUGCAGGACAACGGACUGACGGACGUCAUGCUGCACGCGCUGCUCAUCAAGGACGUCAGUGCUCAGCCCCCCACCCCAAAACCCACCCUAACACUUCUGUUCCCCUCCUCCUCCCCCAGACCCCUGUUUUCCCCCCCAAACUCCCUGGAAAUUGAAGGUUUUGGGACUCCCUUGAUGGCUUUUUUGGGGGAAUUUGGGGGAAUUGAAGGUUUUUGGAACCCCAACAACCUCUUUUUUGUGCUGAUUUGGGGGGAAUCGAAGAUGAAAUUCGUGGAGUCCAUCCUGAGCAACAACACGACAGACGACCACUGCCAGGAGUUCGUGGCGCAGCGCGGGCUGCGGCCGCUCGUCACCAUCCUGGGGCUGCCCAACCUCCCCGUGGAUUUCCCCACAUCAGCUGCCUGCCAGGCCGUGGCCGGAGUCUGCAAAUCCAUCCUGACUCUGUCCCACGAGCCCAAGGUGCUGCAGGAGGGGCUGCUGCAGCUGGACUCGGUGCUGUCUGCUCUGGAAGCCCUUCAUCGCCCCAUCGAGGCCCCGGGGGGGUCGGUGCUGCUGCGGGAGCUGGCGGGGGCUGGAAGUGUCCCCGAUGCCACGCUGUCAGCCCAGGCCACCCCCCUGCUGCACGCCCUGACGGCCGCUCACGCCUACAUCAUGAUGUUUGUGCACACGUGUCGCGUGGGGCAGAGUGAGAUCCGGGCUAUCUCGGUGAACCAGUGGGGCUCGCAGCUGGGGCUGAGCGUGCUGGGGAAGCUGAGCCAGCUGUACUGCUCACUGGUGUGGGAGAGCACCGUGCUGCUCAGCCUCUGCACCCCCAACAGCCUCCCCCCGGGCUGCGAAUUCGGCCAAGCCGACAUGCAGAAGUUGGUCCCCAAGGAGGAGAAAACAGCCCCCAGCCCACCCCAGGGGGGCAAACGAGCCGAGGGCGAAGCAGAGGGGCCGGGCUCCGAGCCCCCCGCCCAGGGGCUGCUGGAGGGGAUGGGGCUGGACAGCGAGGCGCUGGCCCCCAUGGAGACGGACGAGCCCAGCAACGCCGACCCCAAAGGCAAAGCCAAAAUCACCCCGGCCAUGGCUGCACGCAUCAAGCAGAUCAAACCGCUGCUGUCGGCCUCGUCACGGCUGGGCCGGGCGCUGGCCGAGCUGUUUGGGCUGCUGGUGAAGCUGUGCGUGGGUUCCCCGGUGCGGCAGCGGCGCAGCCACCACGCAGCCAGCGCAGCCCCCGCCCCGACCCCCGCCGCCCGCGCCACCGCCUCCGCCCUCACCAAGCUGCUGACCAAGGGGCUGAGCUGGCAGCCCCCACCCUACACACCCACCCCCCGCUUUCGGCUGACGUUCUUCAUCUGCUCGGUGGGCUUCACGUCCCCGAUGCUCUUCGACGAGCGCAAGUUCCCCUACCACCUCAUGCUGCAGAAGUUCCUCUGCUCCGGCGGCCACAACGCUCUCUUCGAGACGUUCAACUGGGCGCUCUCCAUGGGGGGCAAGGUGCCGGUGGCGGAAGGUUUGGAGCAUCCCGAGCUCCCCGACGGCACCGGGGAGUUCCUGGACGCCUGGCUGAUGCUGGUGGAGAAGAUGGUGAACCCCAGCACUGUGCUCGAAUCCCCCCACGCCCUCCCUGCCAAAGCCCCCGGCCACGGGCAGCCCCACUUCAGCGCCCUCCGCUUCCUCGUCGUCACCCAGAAGGCAGCCUUCACCUGCAUCAAGCAGCUGUGGAACCGGCGGCCUCUGAAGGUGUACGGCGGCCGCAUGGCCGAGUCCAUGCUGGCCAUCCUGUGCCACAUCCUGCGCGGGGAGCCCCUCAUCCGCGAGCGCCUGGGCCGGGAGCGCGAGGGGCCGCGGGGGGAGGAGGAGGCGGGGGGCGAGGAGGGGGGACCCCGGCGUGAGCCCCAGGUCAACCAGCAGCAGCUGCAGCAGCUGAUGGACAUGGGCUUCUCACGGGAGCACGCCAUGGAGGCUCUGCUCAACACCAACACCAUGGAGCAGGCCACCGAAUACCUGCUCACCCACCCCCCGCCCCUCAUGGGGGGAGUGGUGCGGGACCUCAGCAUGUCGGAGGAGGACCAGAUGAUGCGUGCCAUCGCCAUGUCUCUGGGCCAGGACAUCCCCAUGGACCAGCGGGCCGAGUCCCCCGAGGAGGCCGCCUGCCGCAAGGAGGAAGAGGAGCGCCGUGCCCGCGAGCGCCAGGAGGAAGAAGAAGCCAAAUGCUUGGAGAAAUUCGAGGGGGCCGAACCCCUGGAGCCCUCAGAGCUGCUGGCCUUCACCGACACCAUGCUGCCCGGCUGCUCACAGCUGCUGGACGAGCUCCCCGACACCGUCUACCGCGUCUGCGACCUCAUCAUGACGGCCGUCAAACGCAACGGGGCCGCCUAUCGCGACUCCAUCCUCAAGCAGGUGGUCAAGCAGGUUUGGGAAGCGGCCGACGUUCUCAUCAAGGCAGCGCUGCCGCUCACCACCAGCGACACCAAAACGGUGUCGGAGUGGAUCAGCCAGAUGGCCACGUUGCCCCAGGCCUCCAACCUGGCCACCCGCAUCCUCCUCCUCACCCUGCUCUUUGAGGUGAGAUGUUGUUCUAGGGGAAAAAAAGCACGUUUUGGUGGGGAAAAAGCACGUUUUGGGGCUCGCCAGGAUGUUCUGGGGUUGAGCGUUGACGUGUUCAUCGUUGACAUGUUGAGCGUUGACAAGUUCAGCAUUGACAAGUUCAGCAUUGACAUGAUGACAUUGACAUUUUUUGUGGGGAAUGGGUUUUUUUUGGUGGGGAGGGCAACGUGGGGUCUUGGAGGAGUAGAGGGGAACACGGGGUCUUGUAGGAGCGGAGGAUAUGGGGUCCCCUACACACAGCCCUGUGCCCCCACCCACCAAAACACGCAGGGAUCGCCGCAUCCACGCCCCUUUGGGACCUCAGCGCUGUGUCCCCACCCCCCUAAUUUCUCACCCACCCCCCUGCAGUACCUGCAGGCCAACGGCAACAACUGGCGCUGGUUCGACGACCGCUCGGGGCGCUGGUGCAGCUACAGCGCCAGCAACAACAGCACCAUCGACGCCGCCUGGCGCGCCGGGGAGAGCAGCGUGCGAUUCACCGCCGGCCGGCGCCGCUACACCGUGCAGUUCACCACCAUGGUGCAGGUGAACGAGGAGACGGGGAACCGGCGCCCAGUGAUGCUGACCCUGCUGCGCUCCCCCCGGGGGGGCAAAGGGGGCCCGGCUGACAGCGAGCGGCCCCCUGAGGAGAGCCCAGCGAGGGCAAAGGAGGAGCCUGGAGCGGGUAUGGGGAGGGGGCACGGGGUCCUGGGGGGGGGGAAACAGGAGGUGGGUGAGGGGUUAUAGGGCCCGAGGGGCAGC